This is a messenger RNA of Oppiella nova, 923 nucleotides long. NCBI's taxonomy places the organism in Eukaryota, Metazoa, Arthropoda, Arachnida, Sarcoptiformes, Oppiidae. The record is from the annotation of a GenBank genome assembly.
CUACAGGCAAACCUAAAGGCGCUUACCUGUCACAUUUUACUGCUGUUAAUAAUGCGAUAUUAUGCGGCAAAGCCUACGAUGUGGACCUUGGUGACAAAACAUUUUGCAAUCCCUUACCCUUUUUCCAUGCGUUUGGCGGUAUGCUGGGUAAUCUCGGCAUGUGUGGUGUCCCGUUUAAAAACGUAAUUCCAAACUUCUUUUAUAACGUGAAACUUGUUGUGAACGCAAUCAACAAGCACCAGUGCACCUACCUAAUUGGCACGCCUACUAUGAUUAUUGAUAUACUGGAUUAUUUGGAAACUAAUAAUAUUAAACUGGAUUCAUUGAAAGGUAUUAACACGGGUGGGUCAUCCAUGCCCAUUAAUGUGGCACAUAGGGUGCAUAAAAUUAUACCUACCUGCACCGAUGUCCGGGUCGCUUAUGGUGCCACUGAAGCCGGGGAACUCCUAUCCAGGGGACAUAACCAAAUGAUUGGCUACUGGAGGGAUGAGAAAAAUACCAGGGCUGCCAUUGACAGUAGUAAUUGGUAUAAAUCUGGUGACCUGGCCACAAUGGAUGAGCAUGGUUACAUCAAGAUUGUUGGUCGCACUAAAGAGAUGAUUAUAAGGGGCGGCGAAAACAUAUACCCCCGAGAAGUGGAGGAAUUGCUGCACAAACACCCGGAUAUACUCGACGCAUACGUGUGUGGAGUACCAGACCAUAGGACGGGUGAAGAGGUGUGCGCUUGGAUUCAACCCAAGGAUCCCAACAGAAAGCCUACAGAAGCCGAGAUCCGGGAGUUUUGCAAACAACGGAUAACCUAUUUCAAAGUACCCCGGUACGUGCUGUUUGUGGAUAAGUUCCCGUUAACACCGGCGGGUAAAGUGAAAAAGUUUGUGAUGAGGGAACAGUCGUGUCGUAUACUCGGGUUGAAUGACAAAUAA